Molecule: messenger RNA, 9204 nt
Organism: Psilocybe cubensis
Lineage: Eukaryota; Fungi; Basidiomycota; Agaricomycetes; Agaricales; Agrocybaceae
Exons: 46
Coding region: 1-9204 (3067 amino acids)
Biological process (GO): protein phosphorylation; TOR signaling; negative regulation of macroautophagy
Cellular component (GO): TORC1 complex; nucleus; TORC2 complex
Molecular function (GO): protein serine/threonine kinase activity; protein-containing complex binding; protein binding
Source: RefSeq, a predicted model, not a curated record
AUGGCCUUGGCAGCACAGUCGAGUCAAAGUGAAAGGCUUAAUCAAAUCUUCAGUGGACUGAAGCACAGAAAUGUGGAAAUUAAGUUGCAAUCAGCUGAAGAGCUUCGACGAUAUGUAUCUAUGACAGUCGCUGAGAUGUCAUCCGAUGCAGCGUCCAAGCUAUGGGAUGACAACAUUAAUAGAAGACUGUUCGAUCUGACUCACAGCCAGAACACCUCUGACGCGCUUGGAGGUCUACUUGCUAUAGAGAAACUGAUUGGCAUUGAACAAGAAGAGACUAUAGAAUCUAAACGCAAUCUCUUCCGUUUCUACAAUUAUGUUAAACAUCUUCUCCCAAGUACCGACACGAGUCUCAUGCUUUCCGCCUCCAAGACGCUAGGAAAGAUUGCAGAAAUAGGCGGCUCAGCUUUUGGAGAACGUUUUAUGGACUUUGAGGUUCCAGCCGCUGUGGACCUGAUGCAACCCGACAAACAAGAGUCUCCUCGAUACGCUGGGGUUUUAAUUCUGAAAGAAUUGGCCAGAAAUAGCCCCACAUACUUCUAUUCCCAUAUCGGAACUGUUUUUGACAACAUAUUAGUACCCCUUAGAGAUCAACGCGUUAUUGUCAGAGAAGGAGCAGCCGAGUUAUUAGCCGCCUGCCUGGAGAUCGUCACUUCGAGGGAACGACAAACAAGAACUCCUUAUCUCUCUAAGGUCUUGCAGGAUGCACAACAGGGCCUCAAGCAAGCUCAGCCAGAGGUUAUUCAUGGGUCUCUGCUAACAUAUCGAGAGUUGCUACUCCAUGCGGGAAUGUUUAUGAAGGAAAACUUUUUGGACACAGCCGAUCAAAUUCUUCGAUUCAGGUCUCAUCGCGAUUCCGCUGUUCGUAAAAUGGUUAUCACCAUGAUCCCAUCUCUUGCUGCUUAUGAUACUCAAACCUUUACGGAGCAUUUUCUUCACAAAGCCAUGGCGCACCUACUGACCCAGUUGGAAAAGCCCGUGGAACGCGAUUUUGCUUUUGUUGCAAUUGGGCACACUGCGGCCGCUGUUGGAAGCGAUAUGAAGCCUUUCCUUGACCUCAUCAUGUCACAAAUCAAACAAGGACUGCAAGGUCGAGGCCGAAAAAAUGCCCCUCCAGAAGAACCGAUCUUUCAAUGCAUUGGUAUGCUAGCAUCGGCCGUUGGCCCAAACUUAACCAAACUCUUGCAUGAUCAACUCGAUCUCAUGCUUGCCUGUGGCUUAAGUGAACCAUUGGUACAAGCCUUGGUCGCAAUCGCUAAGUAUAUCCCUCCUCUUUUAAAGACCAUACAAGACCGCCUAUUGGAUCUAUUGUCGCAGGUUUUAAGUGGCCAACCAUACAAACCUCUUGGUGCCCCUCCCUCACUUGCGAGGGGUGAAAUUGGUGUUUCAAAUCGUGAUUUGAACCCCACCCAGAUAAACGGAACCGACAAGAAUCCAGAGCUGAUUACCCUAGCUCUUACUACGUUGUAUACUUUUGAUUUUACCGGUCAUGUUCUAAAUGAAUUUGUUCGGUCUUGCGCUUUGCCGUACUUGGAGGAUGACAACCCGGAAGUCCGCAGAGCAUCAGCUUUGACCUGCUGUGUGCUCUUCGUCAAAGACCCAAUAUGCUAUCAGUCCAGCACCCAUGCUAUUGAAAUCAUAAGCGACGUUUUAGACAAAUUGCUCACCGUUGGCAUCGCAGAUCCAGUUGCAAGCAUAAGGCAAACUGUUUUGUCCUCGCUUCACGAGCGCUUUGAUAGACAUCUUGCCCAAGCUGAGAAUGUCAGAUCUUUAUUCAUUGCACUGAACGACGAGGAUUUUAAUAACCGUGUCACUGCUGUUGGUUUAAUUGGUCGCCUUGCAAAACACAACCCUGCAUAUGUCAUGCCGUCGUUGCGAAAAGCGUUGAUCCAGCUCCUAACUGAACUUGAGUAUUCGACAGUUAUGCGAAACAGGGAAGAAUGCACGCGAUUACUUACGUUGCUUGUUAGUGCCACUCAACGCCUAAUAAAACCGUACGCUCUUCCCAUGCUCCGCGUCCUGCUGCAAAAAGCAAACGACUCCAACCCCACUGUUGCUGCCAAUGUUUUAAUGUGUCUCGGCGAACUUACAUGUGUUGGUGGCGAGGAUGCUAUUCAACACGUUCCCGAACUGAUGCAAGUCAUCAUCUCGAGACUUUCAGACCCAGCCUUAAUCAAACGCGAUGCUGCCCUCCAUACUCUUGGUCAAGUGUGCUCUAGCACAGGCUAUGUUAUUACACCUCUUGUCGAACACCCUCAGUUAUUGCCUCUCUUGUCAAGAAUUCUUAGGACAGAAACCAGCCAACCCGUUCGUCGCGAGGUCAUUAAGGUUCUCGGUAUCCUUGGUGCAUUGGACCCAUACAGACGCAAGAGUAAACCGAAGGAGGAUACAUCCAGUGAAACGGCUGUAGCUGCUGUAAACCAAGUGCCUGUUGCCCAGCAUGUAGCGACGCCUGCAUCUGAUGAUUACUUCCAAACGGUAGUGAUCAACGCACUAUUAUCUAUUCUCAAAGACCAGUCUCUCGGCAGCCACCACCAUAGUGUUAUUGAAGCAAUUAUGUCUAUUUUCAAGACACAGGGCCUGAAAUGCGUAACUUUCUUGCCACAGAUCAUCCCGUCAUUUGCAUCUGUUACAACAGGGUCGCCUGCUCGUUUGCAGGAAUUUCACUUGCAACAGCUUGCUAUCCUGAUUGGUAUCAUCAAGCAGCAUGUUCGUAACUAUAUGCCUGACAUCUUUAGCCUGAUAACCGAGCUUUGGGAAAAUGCAACGCUUCAACUUCCGAUAGUUUCUUUGAUAGAAGCUCUAGGAAAGGCUCUGGACUCCGAGUUCAAGCCUUUCCUACCCUCGAUCUUGCCUCUCUUUCUGAAAGUCUUCGAUGGCGAGCUGACUGAGAAACGCAUCAAUAUUCAAAUCAAGAUAUUCGAUGCCUUUUUGACCUUCGGUUCGAAUAUAGAGGAAUAUCUACAUCUUGUCAUUCCCAUCAUCGUCAAGUCAUACGAGCGCCAGGAGAUCGUUGAAAGAGCAGAUUCAUUGACGGCGUUAAGGAAACGUGCUAUUCAGACAAUUGACGGGCUCUCUAGACGGGUUAACUUCUCUGACCAUGCCUCUCGCAUCAUUCAUCCUCUUAUUCGUGUUCUUGAGGGAGGAAACAAUGAGCUACGUAUGGCUGUCAUGGACACCCUAUGCUCACUUGUGAUUCAAUUAGGGUCCGAUUUUGCUAUAUUCGUGCCCACCAUCAACAAAUGUUUGCUGCGAAAUAGGAUUCCUCAUCCCAAGUAUGAAAACCUGAUAUCAAAGCUCCUCAACGGUGAACGCCUGCCUCAGGAAGUUGGCGUUUUAGAGCUGCUGUUGAGUGAAAAUUCUAAGGCACCAGAGUUUUCUGCACCUGCUGAGGCAACAAAAAUGAAUGUCAAUCAGCAGCAUUUGAAACAAGCAUGGGACACCACCCAUAUCACCACUAGGGACGAUUGGAUUGAGUGGAUGCACAGAAUUGGGGUCGAAUUCUUGAAAGAAUCUCCUUCUCAUGCACUCCGUGCCUGCAUGAGCCUUGUCGAUAUUCACCCGCCUCUAGCAAAAGAGUUGUUCAACGCUGCUUUUCUUUCUUGCUGGGGGGAGCUUUAUGACCAAUACCAAGAGGACCUUGUACGCGCCAUUGAAUUUGCCAUUACGUCCACCACUGCGCCUUCUGAACUCAUACACCGCCUGCUGAACUUGGCGGAGUUCAUGGAGCAUGAAGAAAAGCCUCUCCCCAUCGAACAUCGAACGUUGGGUGAAUAUGCUAUGAAGUAUAUGGCAUACGCAAAGGCGCUCCACUACAAAGAACUCGAGUAUUUCUCAGAAUCAUCCCCCGCUGUGAUUGAAGCCCUUAUUUCUAUCAACACCCGCCUGCAGCAGCAUGAUGCCGCAUGGGGCACUCUAAUCACCGCUCGGGAACAGUAUGACGUUACCAAGCAUGAGGAGUGGUACGAGAGGCUUGGUCGAUGGUCAGAAGCACUCGUCGCAUAUGAGCGGAAGGCCGAGCUAGAUCCUUCUGCUCCGGAUGUUCAGAUUGGAAGAAUGAAAUGCUUGCACGCUUUGGGAGAAUGGGAUCAACUUGCUGCUCAAGUUGACGAGAACUGGGCAAACGCCAAUCAUGAGGAUCGUCGAGAAAUUGCUCCUAUGGCCGCAGCUGCUGCUUGGUCCUUGAACGAAUGGGACUCAAUGGAUGAUUAUAUUGCUACUAUGAAGCCAGACUCACCGGAUCGAUCUUUCUAUCGGGCCAUCCUUUCUGUUCAUCAGAAUCAAUUUCCAAAGGCACUUGUUCAUAUUGCAAAGGCGCGUGAUCUUCUAGAUCCCGAACUUUCUUCCUUUGUUGGAGAAGGAUAUGGUCGCUCGUACAAUGUUCUCGUCCGGGCACAGAUGCUGUCCGAGCUCGAAGAAAUAAUUGCAUUCAAGCAAUAUGCCGACCAACCUGAACGACAACAAACCAUGCGGAAAACAUGGAUGAAGCGAUUGCAGGGUUGUCAGCCUGAUGUAGAAGUUUGGCAAAGGAUUUUACAGGUUCGGACUCUUGUCUUAAAUCCAGAGGACGACCCGAUGAUGUGGAUCAAAUUUGCUAACUUAUGCCGCAAAAAUGAUCGAAUGGUUCUGGCCGAGAAAACAAUCAACUCGCUGCUCUCUCCGGACAGGCGCAUGCAUGAUCAUCAAAUCAAAGCUCCCCCGAACGUUGUCUAUGCACAACUGAAGUUUAUGUGGGCAAAAGGGGCUAAAGAUCAUGAAAGCCUCAACUUCCUUCGGCAAUUUUCAGCGAGCUUAGCUCGGGAUGUUAUGCAAGAGACAAACGCCUAUUCGCAGCGCCCUGGUGUUUCGAAACAAAAGAUCGCAGAACUUUCCAAGCUGGUUGCUCGUUGUUACUUUAAACAAGGAGAAUGGCAGCAACAGUUAAAGGACCAAUGGAAUCCUAAAAACGUUGAAGACAUUCUUCAUGCAUAUCUUUUGGCAACGCGUUACGACCCAAGCUGGUACAAAGCAUGGCAUACAUGGGCGUUGGCAAACUUUGAUGUCAUCGAGUAUCUGGAAACUCAAACAUCCGACGUCCCUAUCGCCCGACUAGUUUUGCACGUUGUACAAGCAAUAGAAGGCAGGCAUCCCAAAUGUUUCUUCCGAUCAAUUGCGCUCCGUAGUCAAGAUGCUCUACAGGAUACACUGAGGUUGCUCACCUUGUGGUUCAAAUUUGGCUCACACGAUGAUGUUAGUCACGCAAUGAGCGGCGGCUUCUCAACAGUUGAGGUAGAUACAUGGCUUGAAGUCAUUCCACAGAUAAUUGCGCGUAUCCAAACCCCCCAUGCCAACAUUCGCAGAAACAUCAAUCAUCUACUGACCGACGUUGGCAAACAUCACCCGCAAGCUUUAAUAUAUCCAUUAACUGUGGCAUCAAAGUCUUCCAGUGUUGCACGACAGAAUGCCGCCAUUGCUAUUAUGGAACGAAUGCGCGAACAUAGUCCGACGAUCGUCGCACAGGCCAUGGUUGUUAGCAGAGAGUUGAUCAGGGUGGCUAUUUUAUGGCACGAACUUUGGCACGAAGGGUUAGAAGAAGCAUCUCGACUAUUCUUUUCAGAGAAAAAUCCUGUAGGUAUGAUUGCGGUAUUGGAGCCCUUGCAUGAUAUGCUUGAAGCUGGUCCUACAACGGCUCGAGAGACGACCUUCGCUCAAGGAUUUGGAAGAGAACUUCGGGAGGCUCGAGAAGCAACUCGUCGUUAUCGCGCAUAUGGUGAUACCAGCGAACUGGACAAAGCUUGGGAUAUAUAUUACGGUAUUUUCAAGAGAGUUGAAAAACAACUACCGCAGUUGACUACUCUUGAUCUGCAAUACGUAUCGCCUUCUUUGUUGAAGGCGCGAAAUCUUGAUCUCGCCGUGCCUGGAACGUAUCAAGCUGGCCGGCCUAUUACAAAAAUCGCAAGCUUUGCCACCAAGCUAACAGUAAUUGUAUCCAAGCAACGUCCCAGGAGGCUUUCUCUUAAGGGUGACGAUGGAAGGGAUUAUCAAUAUGUCCUAAAAGGCCACGAAGAUCUUCGUCAAGACGAACGAGUCAUGCAAUUGUUUGGUUUGGUUAAUACUUUACUAUCAGUUGACACCAAUAGCUUCAAGCGUCGCCUCCAUAUACAAAGGUAUCCUGUCAUUCCGCUGGCACCUAAUGCGGGUCUAUUGGGAUGGGUGCAAGACAGCGACACUCUUCACGUCUUGAUACGGGAUUACCGAGAUUCCCGGAAAGUACUACUAAAUAUUGAAUAUCGCCUGAUGCUCCAGGAAAAUUAUGAAAGCCUUUGCCUACUCCAAAAAAUAGAGGUAUUCGAAUAUGCGUUAGAAAACACAACGGGCCAGGAUCUUUACCGAGUUCUAUGGUUGAAAAGUUCAAACUCUGAACAUUGGCUUGAACGACGAGCCACGUACACCCGCUCUCUCGCUGUCAAUAGCAUGGUUGGGCAUAUUCUAGGGUUGGGCGACCGACAUCCUUCCAACGUGCUUUUGGAACGAAGUACUGGAAAGGUCGUUCAUAUUGAUUUUGGUGAUUGCUUUGAAGUUGCCAUGAACCGCGAGAAGUUCCCAGAAAAGGUCCCUUUCCGUCUCACGCGAAUGCUAACCCAUGCCAUGGAGGUUAGCGGGAUUGAAGGCAGCUUCCGUAAUACAUGCGAAAUCACUAUGCAAGUUCUUCGUGACAAUACUGAGUCUUUGAUGGCGGUUUUGGAGGCGUUUGUAUAUGACCCUCUCAUCAAUUGGAGAUUGUUGCAGGCGAAAGAGAACGAUACACGUCCUACCGAAAGCACAGACCUUGGUCCUGAGCGUGCUGCUGAACUGGCGAGGGCAGCUGGGCAUCCCCAGGGACCAAUGCGAAAACUGAAAGCGGAUGAAAAUGAUAUUUUCAACGAUGAAGGACACCCUGGUGGUGCUCAAGAGGUCCGGAAUAAACGAGCCCUUGAGGUGUACAGACGUGUGCAGGCUAAAAUAACUGGCCGAGAUUUCGGUGGAAGCGUUGUGUUGACUGUCAGUAUGCAAGUAGAAAAACUUAUCGAACAGGCCACAGCCUUGGAGAAUCUGUGUCAAUGUUUCUCAGGCUGUCCACUAAAGAUGCCUCGAGGAAUACCGAAUGCCAAACGAGAUGAAACUGGGAUGCGGUACACCACGUUCAGCGUGCCCUUAACUUUUAACCCCAAACACGCUAGCUCAACUUAUCUGAAGACAGAAGCACAAACCUUGUGGGCCAGGAAUGCUCUCCGGAAAGGCAAGGCGACCGAAGAAAGUCCACAAGACCAAAGACGUGGAUCUCAAGUCAUUGUUAUACACCCGGGGUCACGGUUCAUUCGAAUAGGAAGAGCAUCCGACGUGAACCCAAUCUCUGUGCCGUGCGUGGUUGCGCGAAAAUCGAAGACACCGUUUACCGUAGCUCCUCGAAUCCAGUUAGUAUCGCGUCCCAGAAAUCAACAAACAGAAGAUGGAUUAUCUUCAGGAGACAAACUUCCGGCCAAUGGGACUGAGCUGCCGAUGGAUGACCCUUUUGACGCUAAACUAGCAUCUAUAACAGUAUCGUUGCGUGAUAGGAUGAGAUUCUAUAAAUUACGAAUUACACCCAAUGCUACCAAAAUUGCUUCUACAUUCAACGAGCAAUUUCAACCUGAACGAAUUGCUGAACACAAUGACUAUCAAACUGAAUGGAUUGAUUCAUCUUGUCCCGAUGAAACACUAGUUGGGGAGAAGGCCCUGCGUAUUGUCGACCCAGUGACCUCCAAAUAUAUCGUGAGAUGGCCGAUAUAUGGGUCCAACUUCAACACUCGGGAUUACAACUCUGUUCAAGCAACUCUUAGUGACCUCGAGGAAAUCAUUACCAGCACCUUACGUGAUAAACUGGACAUCAAGAAAUCAGAAUACAAGAAUUUCUCUGUUAUGCUCGUAAUUCCCGAUUUUUAUGAUAGAGCAUAUGUCAGAGAAUUUGUAAAUCUCCUAAUUACUGUUAUGGGAUUCAAACAGAUCUGUGCCCAGCAGGAAGCUCUUGCGGCUACUUAUGGUGCAGGAAUUUCAAAUGCUUGCGUAGUAGAUAUUGGUGCUACAAAAACAAGCAUUGCCUGUGUGGAUGAAGGACUCGUGUUACCAGAGACUCGGAUGUCGCUGAAUAUGGGCGGUGAAGACAUUACCGAAUUUCUUUAUGUACUUCUAAAGCGUAUCAAAUUUCCUUACCGGGAUAUUGAUCUUAACCAUUCUUAUGAUUGGCAAGUGAUGGAGGAUCUCAAAUUCAGACUUUGUACUCUUGCAGACAGUGAUGUAGCACUGAAUCUAUACGAUUUCAAUGUGCGAAGACCGAAUAAACUUACAGAAAAAUACGGUUUACGCGCAUACGAUGAAAUUAUUCUUGCACCAAUGUGUCUUUUCGAACCUCGUAUCAUUGAAUUUGACAACAAACGGGAGCACCUGCGACCUCAUUCUCGAAAUGUUACUGAAGAGAUUUUGGGUCAUCAAAUGGAAUACGUUACCAACGCAAUGGCUAUAUCUACCCAACAUCUAAUGCCUAUGCUCCAGCAACAGCAAUCACAACAACAAUCCCAAUCUUCCGAGCAACCUGUAAAUCCUCAUCAGGAGAUCCCUGGGGAGCCAACAGCAGAACCCAGUUCUUCUUCGAAACCUGAUCUAGAUGCCCAGACUAUGAAUGUAGACAGUGUAGAAACCGAGGCUUCCGCUUUACCGGACGACCGGUUGGAAGCUCACAUAGAAGUUGUUGAUGUCGAGGAAGAUGGAAAGCAAGCCUUCGUCCAACCACACCCAGUUUCUCAGCCGAUAGCCCAGGCUUCUCAACCAGGUUAUACCAUUGACAUUUGUUUUGAAGCAAGUAAACUGCCUCUCGAUGUUGCGAUCUUCAAUAGUGCACGAGCUGCUGGUGGUGAUGAGAAAAUUAGAAAAUACCUUCAGGCAGUGCUCGUGAUCGGUGGCUCAGCGCUAAUUCCUGGGAUGGCUCAUGCUCUGGAAAGCAGAUUGCAAGCUAUUGCAACACCACUGGUUCCUAACAUGGAGAAGGUUCAGAUAAUCCCCCCUCCCAAAGAAGUCGAUCCUCGCGUUUUAGCCUGGAAAGGUGCGGCUGUCCUCUCCAAAAUGGACAGUGUGUCCGAAUUAUGGGUUUCAUCAUCUGAUUGGGAUGUGUUUGGGAUGCGUGCAUUGAAGGAACGAUGCUUCUAUUUGUAG